Molecule: messenger RNA, 440 nt
Organism: Hyalella azteca
Lineage: Eukaryota; Metazoa; Arthropoda; Malacostraca; Amphipoda; Hyalellidae
Product: elongation factor 1-beta-like
Exons: 2
Coding region: 93-425 (110 amino acids)
Biological process (GO): translational elongation
Cellular component (GO): eukaryotic translation elongation factor 1 complex; cytosol
Molecular function (GO): translation elongation factor activity; guanyl-nucleotide exchange factor activity
Source: RefSeq, a predicted model, not a curated record
AACGCACUCGAACGCACGGCCUUUCACGUGUCAAAACACUUGUUGCAAUAACACGUCUUCCUUCUUCUAAGAAUAAACAUUAAAAAAUAACAAUGGUUACUUUCGGAAACCUCAAACAAGCAGCUGGAGUUAAAGCUCUUAACGAUUUUCUCGCUGAGCGGAGUUAUAUUGAAGGGUUCUCAGCCAGCCAAAGUGACGUUGCCGUGUUUGAAGCCCUGGGCUCAGCCCCAGCAGCAAGUUUCCACCAUGCCCUGCGCUGGUACAACCAAAUUGCCUCCUACGGGAGUGACAAAACUGCCCUGCCGGGGGUAAAGCCUACACUGGAGGCUGCACCUGCUGCUGCACCUGCUGCUGCACCUGCUAAUGAUGAUGAUGAUGAUGUGGAUCUCUUUGGCUCAGAUGAUGAGGAGGUUAGUCACCGAUGAGUCUGCACUUAUCUU